AUGCCUGCCUCAAAUUGGGCUGAAGCAGAUAGUGUUCGGGAAAGUUCGGACGACAUCUCGGAAACAGCCGAUUCUCUCAAAGCUUUGGAUUUUAAGGACAGAACAGCUCUAGGCGGAGAUCUUCGAUUUAUCCUGACAAUACCGAAACUGUGCGAUGUGAAGUUCGUAGUAGGUCGGCGGAAAUUCCCAAUGUAUGGUGUAAAGGCAAUUCUGGCAUCUCGCAGCAGCACUGAAGUGGAAAGGGCGGACAUGGCUAAUAUCUCAGAUAAGAAACUGACGAAGAAGGAUGACAGGAACAGCAGUGCUCCGCUUGUCCUAGAAAUCCCGGAUUUUGAACCAAGCAUCUUUCGUCAUGUCCUCACAUUCACUCACACUGGUGACAUCAACGUCAGUUUUGAUGACGUCAUAGGUGUUAUGAACGCUGCCGAUGUGUAUGGAUUAGAUGGAUUACGCUCCGCUUGUCUGGAUUUUGCCCGACAAUUUGUCACGCAAGACGCCGUCCUUAGCCUACUGGCGUCAACAGAACCUUAUCGCUGCUACAAGUGGACUAAACUCAUUACCUUAGAGAUUUUGAAGUUCAUAUGCGACAAGGCACAAGACGUUCUACGGCAUGCCGAUUUCCAGAAGCUUUCCCUGCAGUCUGCCAUACUGGUUUUGAGUAAACCCGAACUACGCGCGACAGAAGAGGUGAAGUGGAACGCUGUCCUUCGAUGGUCAGUUUAUAACGGAGGCGAUAUGUCUAAUAAAGAACUCUGCGACGUCCUUCUAAAGCUAUCCUCAGGAAUCAACUUUUGUGAUAUUUCCCUUAGAGUCCUGAAGAAAGAAGUUCGACCUCUGGAAUUUCUUCCUGAUGACGUCAUCAACAAGGCCAUCUACCAUCAGAGAAGCCCAAGACUCAUCAUAGGCCAGGACAAGGCUCCUGCAACCAGUCAAAAGAGACGACACAGAAGGUCCCCAACUCAUAGUAAAGAAGUUGUUAUGACCGCUAACUUCUUCCACAUGCAACCUUUAGCCUCGUCAACCUUUGAUUCUUCCAGAGAUUUUUCUGAUAGUGUAGAAUGUGUGGAUUCUUUGUGA
Molecule: messenger RNA, 1077 nt
Organism: Liolophura sinensis
Lineage: Eukaryota; Metazoa; Mollusca; Polyplacophora; Chitonida; Chitonidae
Product: serine-enriched protein-like
Exons: 4
Coding region: 1-1077 (358 amino acids)
Molecular function (GO): protein binding
Source: RefSeq, a predicted model, not a curated record